AUGGUUUUGGGCUGCGAGGAAGCUGGAGUACCCAGAGAAAACCCCGGCAUGUCUGAAUCUGUCCGGGGACACACCAGGGGGAAGAUGGCGGCCACUGACCAUUCCCGGUCCGAAGCUGCCAAACAACGACGGCAGGAUCAGCUCCAGCGAUGGCUGGGCUCGGAAACGGACCGGACGGGGUCGGAGACUCGGAAAACCACGGGCUGUUCUGGGACGCGGCGCGCGAAAGUGCAGUUCGCGCAGGGAGCCGUGUUUAUGGCCGCCUGCUCCGCCGGCGACCGGGAGGAGGUGGCGGCGCUACUCCGACAAGGAGCUGACAUCAACCACGCCAACGUAGACGGGCUGACAGCGCUUCACCAGGUGGACAGUUUUUAA
Poecilia latipinna (sailfin molly) is the source of this 375-nucleotide messenger RNA. Its product is annotated as protein phosphatase 1 regulatory subunit 12A-like. The coding region runs from base 1 to 375 and encodes 124 amino acids. The transcript has 2 exons. Gene Ontology annotation, molecular function: phosphatase regulator activity; enzyme inhibitor activity. Lineage: Eukaryota; Metazoa; Chordata; Actinopteri; Cyprinodontiformes; Poeciliidae. The record is from RefSeq and is a predicted model, not a curated record. Gene Ontology annotation, cellular component: cytoplasm.